AUUUUUUUAGGUAGAGACAGGUUUCAUCUUGUUGGUCAGGCUGGUCUCGAACCCCUGACCUCAUGGUCCACCCACUGCAGCCUCCCAAAGUGCUGGGAUUACAGGCAUGAGCCACCGCACCCAGCUAUGCAACUCUAAUUUUUUAAAUUUAAGACUCUCGGACCACUUUAACUAGGUUCUCUGCAUCUUGUCCUUUGUUAAUAAUUUUAGUGUUACUUUAAAAAAAUAUAAAGUUAGAUUGUUAUUGCUAGUAUUCUUUUUUUAAAAGAGUUUUUACAGUUAAUUUAUUGGCAUAUUUAAUCAGCAUCCAUGUUUGCCAUUGUGUCUUUCUUCCUAUGCCUUCUUUAUGAAUGUAGAUUGCCUCCUCAUUGAAAACACUCAAGAAAAUAAGAAAUAAUGGGUACUUUAACAUAAUAAAUUAUAUAUGCCUUAGUCCUAAAAUCCAUCAACUUACUUAAUAGCAAAAAGCUAGAGGUACUUCCACUAACAUCGGGAAUUCAAUGAGGAUAAGCACUUGAUCUACUACUAUUGAACAUUAAAUAGUGUUAAAAAUAUUAGCCAAUACAACUUGACAAGAAAAAUCAAUUAAAGGAAAAAGAAUUAGUAAAGAAGGAAUAACACUAUCUCUAUGUACAGAUAUAUAAAUAGAUAUGUGUGUGUGUAUCUGUCUCUUAGUUCUGCUUAUUGAAGAGGCCUAGAAUCAAUGAAACCCCACUACCAAUGAGCACACACAGUAUUAAGAGCUUGGUUUCUAAUAUUCUUCAAUAAAUAGAAUCAGAACUUAUUGAAAAAUAGCUGAUUCUAGAACUGGCGAUGGGAAAGUACAAGUGCGCCUGGAAUAUUUUGGAGCCAAAAAGUAAGAAAGUGCUCAAAAGAUGAUGGUAAUGACAAAAAGAAAACAGGAGCUAACUUGAAGUAGCUUUCAGACAGAUCUGGGAUAAUUUGAACAAACCAUGGCUGCCGCCGUCGCUGCUGCCAGUGCAGGGGAACCUCAGUCCCCGGACGAAUUGCUCCCGAAAGGCGAAGCAGAGAAGACUGAGGAGAAGCUGGAGGAGGACGACGACGAGGAGCUAGAUGAGACCCUGUCGGAGAGACUAUGGGGCCUGACAGAGAUGUUUCCGGAGAGGGUACGGUCUACGGCGGGAGCCACUUUUGAUCUCUCCCUCUUUGUGGCUCAAAAAAUGUACAGGUUUUCCAGGGCAGCCUUGUGGUUUGGGACCACUUCCUUUAUGAUCCUGGUUCUUCCCGUUGUCUUUGAAACUGAGAAGUUGCAAAUGGAGCAGCAGCAGCAACUGCAGCCGAGGCAGAUACUUCUAGGGCCUAACACAGGGCUCUCAGGAGGAAUGCCAGGGGCUCUACCUUCACUUCCUGGAAAGAUCUAGAUUGUUACUACUCUUUGAGCUGUCUUGGUGGGAGAAGUUUGAAAUUCAGUAGUGUUUGAACUGCUGAUUAUUUGGAUUUUUUUUUAAACUUUGGCACAUUGAUCUAUCUAAACCUGGUGGAGAGAAGUCUCCCCACAUUGUCACAUGGAAAGACUCAACUUGCAACUGUGCCCUCCAUGCUAUUCUGACUUGCUUCUGUCUUCACUCUGAUACCAGAGUGCAGCCAUGGAGACAGUUAUUCCAGCUCUGGCCACUCCACUCCUUUCACCAAAUUGCUCCUAACUGGAAGAUCUCACUUUCCCCUUGUGGGGUAGGAACCGAUGCCAGUGGGAGGGAUGUGCCCCUGACUAUUAACGACUUUUUUUUUUUUUAAAGAAUAGAGCUGUUGGGGAGGGACAUGCACACAAUGUGAAACAGACAAAAUGCAUUACACAUGUAGUAUAAAGUGGCCACUAUGAAUUCCUAUGUAUAAGAGGAGGGAGGCUGCAGUCACAAAAUGGGGACUAUGGAAGACAGGACAGGGGCUGAUUUUCUCUGCACAUUUUGGCUGUUAGACCUGGGUGUGUGGGUUUUAAAAACCAGAAGUGAGUGCUCACUUUUUAUAUUUAAAUAUUAAAAAUGAUUCCAACUGAAAAAAAAGGAAAAUAUUUUGCUUUCAUGUGUUUUGUGAUAUAUUAAUGUAUAAAAAGAUUAAUUCACAUAAAAGAUUAAUUACAAAGCACUUGAAUGAAAUGAACUCUAAUUAUGAUGAAAGCUGAACAUAACCACUUCAUUAGUAGGACAGUGAAAAACAAAACUGCACAGUGGAUAGAGUGUGUGGUUCCCAGUCACGUGACAAGUGAACAAAGGCAGGAAUACACUCCAUUUCAUGAAAGCACAGAAGCCUGUGGUCAGUGUCCAGCUAGGAGGCUGGUCACAGAGCAAUGGCAAUCUUAUGCAGUUCAGGAUGGGCCUAGUUGAACGCCAAAUGCCCUGAUUUAGCAAAAUUAUGUUUAGAGAUGCUCCCAAGUGUGCAUUUCAAAACACUGUGUUCAGGACAUGACUGGACUCGGUAGGUUUUGGGGUAUUUAUUUACCUCUGCUUUCUAACAGCUUCAUUUCACCCUUUUCUCGGCCACCUCUUCUUCUGCCUGCACUGACUUUCCCUAGUGGUCUAGCCUCAGCCCUCUUCUCACUCCAUGUGCCCUCCUUAGUUUGUUUUACUAAUUUCCAUAGUUUUGAGAACUAAGUAUAUGUUGAAUUUUUUCUAAUCCUAUCUCUGAACCCUCUUGUAAGUUCCCCUAGCUAUUACUGAUCACCAUCUUGAUACCUCUCUAUGAACUUUAUGUUUGUGUCCCCUUGAAAUACACGCGUUGAAGCCCAAUCCCCACUGUGAUGAUAUUUUUAGAUGGGACUUUGGGAGGUAAUUAGGUUUAGAUGAAGUGAUAAGGAUAGAGUCCCAUGUUGGGAUCAGUGUCCUUAUAAGAUGAAAGAGAGACACCAGAGUUCUUUCUACACCCUUUCCGCCACCCUGCACUCCUGCUUAUAGCCACACAGUGAGAAGGCAGCCAUCUGCAAGCCAGGAAGGGAACUCUCACCGGGAACUGAAUCUGCAAGUACCUUGAUCUUGGACUUCCCAGCCUCCAGAAGCAUGAGAAAUAAAUUCCUGUGGUUUAAGCCAUUCAGUCUAUGGUGUUCUGUUAAUGCAGACCAAGCUGACUGCCAACUUUGCAGGCACUUCAAACAAAAUGUCUAGAAAGGAGCUAUCAUCCUUCUGCAUUCCCCAUCCUGAUCUGUGGCAGCCCCAGCCACACAGAUCCGCAGGUCAGAAUCAGAUCUCUCUUGUUCUGGCCUCAUUGUUUCUUUCCUUUUUUUCUUCCAAUUUUAAAAAUUGAGAUAUAAUUCACAUUUGUAACAUUUCAUCUUUCUAAGGUGCAUACAUAGUUCAGUGGUUUUUAGCAUUUUCACAGAGUUGUACAUCUAUAACCAUCAUCAAUUCUAGAAUACUUUCAUGACCCCAGAAGGAGGAUCCGUAUCCCUUAGCCAUUCUUUCAAUUCCUCUGGCCCUCAGUGCUAAGCAACCACUAAUCAACUUUCUGUCUCUAUAGAUUUGCUAAUUCUAGACAUUUCACCCAAAAGACAUCCUCCAAUAUUUGGUCUUUUAUGAUUUUGCUUCCUUCAUUUAGCAUCACAUUUUUGAGGUUCAUCUGCAAAUGUUGUAACAUGCACCAGUACUUUUUUUUAUGGCUAAAAAUUAUGCCAUGAUCAUUUCUUGUCUGGAUACUUAUAUAAAUUCCUGACUUGUUCCUUUGUCCCCAGUCUUAUCCCCUCCAGUCCAUGGCCCCCACUGUUUCCAGAGGAAUCUGUAAGCAUAAAUCUGUUUAGGUCCUGCUUAAAAUCUCCCAGUGGCUUUCCACUGUUUGCAGAAGGAGGUCCAAACUCCUGGGCAUGGUGUACGACUCUUAGGGUGCCUUCACUGGCCUACCCAGCCUCUUUUCCUACCCCAUCCUUCUAUACUCAUGGCAUAGCUAGGGAUAUCAUUUUUUUUGUUCUUUCUGUAUUAACACCUCCUGUCUUUGCGGGUACACCUCCUCUGAUGGGAGUGUCCUUUCUCCUGGGCUCAGCCCAGCACACUCCUCUUCAUCCUUCCGUACUUAUAUGUCAUCUUCUCUUUGAGUUUCCAUCAGACAAUUCUGUUUGAGUAUGUGUCGCUUGCUAUAAUGAUUUAUAACACUUUAAUGAUUUAUUCUGAAUGAUUUAUGAAUAUCUGUGAACUUGAAUACAAGAGCUAAGUUUUGCUCCUCUCUCUAUCCCCAGGGCUUGAUGUAGAGCCUGGAAUACAGGUAGAACUUACUAAAUGUUUGUUGAAUAAAUAAAUGAUUAGAGAUAGAAAGAAGCAUAAUAUUUUGAACAUUCCUGUUAGUAGUUCACCAAAUAAUAAACAAUUUGAAAAUUUCUGUCUGAGCACAUGUGCAAUAACUGGGGCUACUACAUAUCAGACAGUUCUGGGAGGAAAAGAAGCAAAGCUGCCAUUAACGAGCAUAGAUAUUUUACUGCCUGGGAAUGGCUUCAUUUACUUAUCAAUAAUUCACUAGAUAACUGCUGACCACUCUAUUUCACUUGGACACUAAUAGCUCAAGGAUCUCAGUAAAUAACUGGUUUGCAGAAAGAAUCUCCUUUGGAAUUUCAAUGUGCAAGGUGCCUUUCACCCAUACUCAAUAAAUUCUGAUCAUGUGAUUUUUUUAGUAACUGAAGGCAUGAUCAAUAGAUGUAGGUAUCAAAGGGCUCUGUUGCCACACACUAAGCUUAAGAAGCCAAACAGAAUUCCUGCUUCUUAGGAAGUAGGCAGUUGAUGCUCACUGAAUUGAUCAAUGAAUGUACUUGUUCUGAUACUGACAUUAAUUCCAUGGUGUGUGUUUGAUGUUUUGGGGAAUGUAAUAAAAAAUCUCAGUGUUGUAGGGUUUGUGCUCUUUUUAAUUUAUAGCAACAGUAUGAGAAUAUCCUUCUGGAAUCCUGAAUUGAUAAUGGGAUUGUAAAAGUUAAUUUGACAAACAGGUUCACAAGGUCUGUGAUAUCAAAGGCAGAUCAUAGACUAUGUGCUGAAGCACAUAAGAAGCGUAAGUGAAGUAGUAUCUUAAACCAUCAAGAGUUAGUGAAAAUCAAGAUAAGCCAUCUACCCAAAUAUCUUGUCUCCUUUCCUCUGUGCCUUUCUCUUUCUAUUCCUGGGAAAUUACUUGAACUAGCUAGCUGACUCUUAGAAUACAAAUUCUGACUAGUAAAACACUAUAAAUUUCCUUUAAUCUGCUCCCCAAACCAACUCACUUCUCCCAAAUGUUUUCUUGGGUGAACCUGUGGAACCUGAAGGCUCAUAGGUAGCAAGAAACAGAAUAAAUUUCUAUAAGGAAUUUUGUUUUCAAUGUCCAAGCCAAGGAGCAAACCAUCAUCCACAUUACCAUGACAAUUAUUGCCUGACCAUAUAGCAUUAGGCCAUCUCAAAAUCCUAGUUCUUUGGCACAUGAAAAAUAGCAGUGGCACUCAAAUUCUGAAAAAUCGAAUCUUCCACAUACAAAAUCCCAAGAAAAGAAUUAUGAAGGAGUACCACUACACACUUAUUAAAAUAGCUAAAAUCUAAAACACCAACAACACUAAAUGCUGGUGAGGAGAUGGAGCAACAGAAACUGUCCUUUAUUGCUGGUGGAAACGCAAAAUGGCAUAGUCACCUUAGAAGACAGUGUGGCAAUUUACAAAAACACAUAUGCUUUUAUCAUAAGAUACAGCAAUUAUACUCAUUGGUAUUUACCCAAAUGAGUUGAAAGCUUAUAUCCACUCAAAAACCUGCCACUGAUAUUUAUAUCAGCUUUGUUCAUAAUUGCCAAAACUUGAAAGCCACCAAGAUGUCCUUCUGUAGGUGAAUAAAUAAAUAACUGUUAUACAUCUAGAAAAUGAAAUAUUAUUCAGAGCUAAAAUGAGAUGAGCUAUCAAGCCAUGAAAAGAUAUGAAGGAAAUUUAAAUGUGUAUUACUAAGAGAACAAAGCAAAUCUGAAAAGGCUACAUACUAUAUGAUUUCAACUAUAUAAUGUUCUGGAAAAGGCAAAACUAUGGAGACAGUAAAAACAUCAGUAGUUGCCAGGAAUUAGGGAGGAGGGAGAGAUGAAUUGUCUGGGCACAGAGGAUUUGUAAAACACUGAAACUAUUUUGUAUGAUGGUAUAAUCAUGGAUAUAUUGUCAUUAUUGUCAUUAUGCAUUUGUCAAAUCCCAUAGAAUGUACAAUACCAAGAGUGAACUCUGGUGUAAACUGUAGACUUUGAAUUAUAAUGAUGUGUCAAUGUAGAUUCAUCAAUUCUAAGAAAUGUACCACCUAGCAUAGAAUGCUAGAGUGAGGGAGGCUGCUGUGAGUUGGGGGUAGGGUGUGUGUGAGGGUAUUUGGGAACACUCUGUACUUUCUGCUCAAUUUUGUUCUGAAUGUAAAACUCCCCCAAAUAAUAAAGUCUAUUUAAAAAAUAAAAUACUCUUUGGAGGCACUGGAGAGUUACUAAAGGAUGACAGACAGUGGAAGGCAUAUGACCCUUAAAAGAAAACUGCACUGCAUGUGAGCUGUAUUUAUCUGGCUUUUGUCCUGAAAGUACUCUUCAGUAUGUGCAGCCCUUGAAGGACACAACUCGAGCUGGAAGUGGCUAUAAUGUAGAAUUGAAAAGUCAGAGGUUAGAGUUUGGGGAUGCCAGAGCAGCUGGAUAUUGAGGAAGGAAAUGCUAUAAAAGAGAAUCACAGAGGAUCAGGGGAGCCCCACCCAGAUCUACAUGUAAAUGCCUCUCAAAGGCUUGGCAGAUGUUCAACUGUGACUUAGUGGAAUGAGAUUCCAUUAAGCCCUAGGGAAAAUAAUCAGCUGGAAGGCUGAAAAGUUGAGCAGAGAUUUCUGCAGCUGCUUACUGCUGGGAAGACAGAAUUGGGAGUUAAUGUCCUCUCAAGUUAGAAGGAUUUGGUAAACAUCUAAGGCUGCCCAUUGACUCCAUAGAAGGGAUUUGCCUUACAAAUAAAGACUACAUCUCAGGAUUAAGAAAACCACCAUAGACUAGCGACAAAACCUAUAAAAUGACCCUAACAAAACUUAAACCAAACCUUUAAGAAACAGGUAACUAAUUCAUCAAUAAUUAUACUGUUAGAACAAAAUGUAAUGCUCUUCAGAGGAAUAUAACAGACUUUAGAGUUUCUAAAUUGUAUCAUACAUGGUAUUCCAAAUUCAAUUUUUAAAAUAUGCCAUACAUCGAGUGACACUGGAAAAUGUAAUCUAUAGACAAGAAGAAAAAACAGCCAGUAGCAACAGAUCAAGAGACAAGCCAGAUAUUGGAAUGAACAGAAAAGUCCUAUAAAAUCCUUAUAAUAAAUAUGGAAAAUAAUCUAGAGAAGCAUAGAGAUAUAAUGGCAGACAAGGUGAAAACGGCAAAAUUGAAGAAAAGAAAAACAAUGGAAAUCCUAGAAUUGAAAAGUACAAUAUCUGAAAUAACAAAUUCAUUGGAUGGGAUUAACACAGAUUGGACACAACAGGAGAGUAAACAUUAAGAUACAUCACUACAAAUUAUUGAAACUGAAGCCAAGAGGAAAUAGACUAAGAAAAAAAUGAGCAGAGCUUCAGUAACCUGUGGGAUGGAAUCAAAUGGUGCAGCAUACACAUAAGUGGGGCCCCAAAAGUAGAAGAGAGAAAAUAUGUCAGAAAAAAUAUUUGAAGAAAUAUUGGCCAAAAUAUUCAAAUUUUUACAGAAAAAAAACCAACAAAACAAAAAUUCUCAAACCACAGAAUCCAGGGGCUAAGCAAACCCCAAGAAAAACUGAAAUUAAAAAAAAUCAUUUGGAAACAAUAUCAAAUUGCUGAAAAUCCAUCCAGAGGGAAAAAAUUAUAAGAAAAGAAUCAUAAAAAUUAUCAUUCACUUUUCAUCAUAACAAUAGAAUCCAAGAAACAAUGGGAUGAUAUUGUCGAAGUGCUGAUAGAAAAGUCCACCUAGAAUUUAAAUUCAAUGGAAACAUCACUAAAAUACUAAGGCAAAAUAAGGGUCAUCAGAUAAAUUUUAGGAAAAAUUUGUCACUAGUAUAAAAGAAAUGCAUAAGAGUUCUUUAGAUAGAAGGAAUGAGUUCCAAUGUUCGAUAGCAUGGUAGGGCAACUAUAGUUAACAACAAUUUGU
This is a messenger RNA of Callithrix jacchus (white-tufted-ear marmoset), 8034 nucleotides long. Lineage: Eukaryota; Metazoa; Chordata; Mammalia; Primates; Cebidae. The record is from RefSeq and is a predicted model, not a curated record.